Beta vulgaris subsp. vulgaris (sugar beet) is the source of this 758-nucleotide messenger RNA. RefSeq names its product calcium-binding protein KRP1. The coding region runs from base 183 to 533 and encodes 116 amino acids. The transcript has a single exon. Gene Ontology annotation, molecular function: calcium ion binding. NCBI's taxonomy places the organism in Eukaryota, Viridiplantae, Streptophyta, Magnoliopsida, Caryophyllales, Amaranthaceae. The record is from RefSeq and is a predicted model, not a curated record.
AAGGAAUCACUCAAGAAUCACUAAUAUUAUCCUCACUUGUCAUCUAGUAGUAGUCAUCAAUGUUUUCUAGUACAUUCAAUUCAAAGAUCACUCUCUUAUAUUCUUUCUAUUUCUAUCUCUUCAGUACUCCUUACUUACUUCAAUCUUCACCUACACCUUAGCUUCACUUUUAAGUUCCAAAAAUGGCUCUAAUGGAAGCUAGUUACGAUUUUGAGGAUCAUUUUCCAUCAAUGAUCGAAAGACUAGGUGCGGAAGCGUUCAUCGGAGAGCUAUGCAAUGGAUUUAUCUUGCUGAUGGAUGUCGAAAUAGGGCUUAUAACGUUCGAGAGCUUGAAGAGGAACUCCUUCUUGUUGGGUUUACAUGACAUGGGUGAUGAUGAAUUUGUGUGCAUGCUUAGAGAAGGAGACCUUGAUGGAGAUGGUGCUCUUAGUCAAAUGGAGUUUUGCAUUCUUAUGUUCAGGUUAAGCCCUGGUCUCAUGGAUGAGUCUAGGCUUUGGAUGAUGAACUAUGGUACCCUUCCUAUUUUGGCUUAGGCCAAGCUACCAAACAAGUUCAAAUUUGUGGUUUGUUAAUAGUCCUCCUUAAACUUAAUUUUUAAGAAUUUGAAUAAGAAUAACAUUGUUAGGCUUUUAUAUUAGCUACUAUUAAUUUCUUCCUAUGUAAUUUAGUUCCAUGCACGCAUAAAUAAAGUUACAAAAGUUGAUUUUCUUGUAUUAUGUUGAAUAAAUAAAGAAAUGCAUAUUAGAUUUUGGUUUCAA